Molecule: messenger RNA, 963 nt
Organism: Symsagittifera roscoffensis
Lineage: Eukaryota; Metazoa; Xenacoelomorpha; Acoela; Convolutidae
Exons: 4
Coding region: 186-935 (249 amino acids)
Biological process (GO): sodium ion transmembrane transport
Cellular component (GO): plasma membrane
Source: RefSeq, a predicted model, not a curated record
GUUCACUUUGAUGAACAAAUGGAGCUUCGUUGUUCUAGUUUACGAGUCUUGCGUCAUGAAUCAAAACAAAACAAAACAAAACAAAGAGCUCUUUUAAUCUAGCGAGAUAGUAAAUAACUACUUGAAUUCACACUAACUUACAGAUUAAAUAACUUUCAGUUAUGAUGCAAUAGAAAUAUUUAGUAAUGAGUUACGGGACAGUACGUGGAAACAGGAGCACCAAGAGCGAUGACGCCAUCACCAGUCACCCCUUCUUCAUCUUCACCGACACCCACGAGGACUCCCAGGAGCCGAAUCAAAUCAAAGACAACUGGAAUUUGACCCAACAAUUGCUUUCAUAUCUGAACAAACAUGAAGUUAACUCUUUUGGUAGAGUUCAGAGCAGCAUUUCGCAGAAAAGCAUAGGAAAGGUCCCAGUUGUAGUUGUCGUGGUUGGAGGUGACCUUUUGACCUUUAGUUUUGUUCUGGAGACCUUGAGGGAGGGGAUACCAGUUGUGGUCUGUGAUGGUGUCGGAGGGGCUUCCGACUGCAUUAUCUAUGCCAUGAAGAGCUACAGUCGACAAAAGGACGGAGGUGUAGAUAUUCCGCAGGACAAAAGAGACACGCUCAAGAACAAAAUUCGAGACAUUUCGACUCCGAAUAAGAAAGGACAAGAUGACACCCAAUUUUUGGAGCUCAUUCUAUCCAUUGUUCAGUUCGAAAACAUGGCUAUCAAGAAACCAGCUUCAUUGCUCAAAAUCAAUAAUCGCUACCCGAAAAAUAAGAGCAGCAGUAAAAGUGGAGGUCAAGACGAUGAUAUUUUGAUCAGGGAAAAGUGGAACAACAAAGCUCAAUAUCUCCUAUCAUGUGUUGCAUUUAUCAUUGGACUAGGAAAUGUUUGGAGAUUUCCGUGGCUGGCACAGAAGUAUGGUGGUGGUGCUUUCCUAAUUGCAUAAGUGAAAGUGAAAUUUAAUUAUUGAAUUU